AUGGAUCGGCCGUACCAGGGCGGCAGCGCGGCGGCGUCGUGCGUGGAGGAAGGCGGCCGGAAAGGCGAGGCCUUUGACGAUGCGGCCGCGGAGGAACUCGCGGCGAAGCUUCGUCUGAAGUUCCGGACGGGCGAGACGCGGAACCUGGCGUGGCGCGAGCAGCAGCUGCGCAACCUGUUGCGCAUGGCGGAGGAGCACGAGGAGGAUAUCAUGGCGGCGCUCAAGGAUGAUCUGGGGCGCGGGCGAAUGGAGGCGCUCAUCGAGGUGCUGAGCGUGUGGAAGGUGGCGAGCCACAUGCUGAAGCACUUCAAGAAAUGGGUGCAGCCACAAAAGGUGGGCACGCCAGUGUCGAUGAGGCCAGGCCACUCAGAGGUGCUGUACGAGCCACUGGGAGUGGUGCUCAUCAUCUCGCCCUGGAACUUCCCCUUCCUGCUGAGUCUGGAGCCGCUAAUAGGAGCCCUGGCAGCAGGCAACGUGGUGGUGCUGAAGCCUUCAGAGCACUCCCCCGCCGCCUCGCACCUGCUCUCGCGCCUCCUCCCCCUCUACCUCGACUCACAGGCCGUGCAGCAGGUGGUGGAAGGCGGGCCAGAGACAGGCAAGGCACUGCUGGGGCGGCGGUGGGAUAAGAUCUUCUUUACGGGCGGCACGGCGCUGGGGCGCAUUGUGAUGGAGGCGGCCAGUAAGCAUCUGACACCUGUCACUCUGGAGCUGGGCGGCAAGAAUCCACUGUUCAUCGACGAGUCUGCUGACCUGGAGAUCUCAGCGAAGCGGAUCGUAUCGGGCAAGUGCACGAACGCGGGGCAGGUGUGCCUCGUGCCCGACUAUAUCCUCACCACCAAGGACGUGGCUGCGAGACUGCUGCCCCAUCUCAAGGCGGCAAUCGAGCAGUUCUACGGCACCAACCCCGCUCUCUGCCCGGACCUCGCCCGCGUCAUCAACACCUCUCAUGUGCUCCGCCUGCAGAAGCUGCUCGAGAACCCUGCCACCGCCUCCUGUGUCGUGCAUGGGGGGCAGAGCGACGUUGAGUACUUUGCACCAACGCUGCUGCUGAACGUGCCCUGGGAUGCCCCCAUCAUGCAGUCCGAGGUCUUUGGACCCAUCCUGGCCAUCCAAACUGUGUCGGGAAUCGACGAGGCGAUUGACAUCAUCAACGCGCGUCCCAAGCCGCUGGUGGUGAUGGUGUUCUCGUCCCGGGAGGACACGCGGCAGCGCUUCCUCAAGGAGACCAGCUCGGGGGCUGUCGUGGCCAACGAGCUCAUCCUGCAGGCAGGCAACCUGGAGCUACCGUUCGGUGGUGUGGGAGACAGUGGCAUGGGGCGGUACAAGGGGCACCACUCCAUCGACUGCUUCAGCCACUGCAAGGCCGCCUACACCAGACCCCUCUCCAAGGACCUGGCGGCGCGCUUCCCCCCCAGCACGCGACGAGGGGAGAUGAUUGUGAAGGCGGUGAUCAAAGGGGCGUACUGGACGCUGCUGCUGCUGCUGCUGGGGCUCAAGAAGCAUUAG
Closterium sp. Naga37s-1 is the source of this 1506-nucleotide messenger RNA. NCBI's taxonomy places the organism in Eukaryota, Viridiplantae, Streptophyta, Zygnematophyceae, Desmidiales, Closteriaceae. The record is from the annotation of a GenBank genome assembly.